Molecule: messenger RNA, 4890 nt
Organism: Spirodela intermedia
Lineage: Eukaryota; Viridiplantae; Streptophyta; Magnoliopsida; Alismatales; Araceae
Source: the annotation of a GenBank genome assembly
AUGUCGGGUCUGGAAGCGAGGCUCCGUGACUCGCUGCGAUGUCGGAUCCCGGCCGGCGGCGAGGCGGCGCCGGACGCCGCGGUGGUCUUCGCCGGGGGGCUGUUCCUCGAGCCGGCGGCGCCGCCGGGAUUGCUGUCGUCGGUCUCCUUUCGCCGUUCGUCGGGCUCGGCUCCCAGGCUGUGCUGCUCGAACGGAAGGGCCCUGAUUUGGGGGGUGAAGGGGGGAGGAGGGUUCCUGUCGGUGAGCUUGUCGAUUAAAGAGGGGGAGAGGUUUGUUCGGGAGUCCACGGUGGGGUUGCUGGAACCAAAUGGGGAGAAGGUCGUCUCCUCUGAGGAGGCAUCAGAGGAGAAACAUCAAACCAGGGAGAAGGGAGAGGGGAAGAAGAAGGUUGUCGUCCAGGGGGCCGGGGCCGGUGCUAUGAACACAACCAAGCAUCUGUGGGCUGGUGCCGUUUCUGCCAUGGUCUCGAGGUAAGAGCGUGUACCGAGUAUUGUUUUCAAAUUAUUUUUCUUUUAUCUGCACCAAUCUUCUCUGUUUUAAGUGUUUUUUUCUUUUCCUAUCACCCGGAGUUUCCUAUGUAAUUCUUCAUCACCUUUUUUUGUCAAUUUAUCAUUUAAUUCUCUCUUUUCUUUCCGAUCACUAUUUGCCUUUCAUUCACCCGCACCAGUUAGAUCAGAUACUAAUCACUCGUGCUAUUUUCUCGGUCUGUACUUUUUUUCCACUGUCAAAAUGUAUGGUCUGAAGCAUGAUCACAGCUUACAUGAGCUUUAAAUGGCGCAGCUAAAAUUGUGGUUUUUAGUUUUCUAUUGGUUAACUGUCCUGCCAGCGUCAACUGACCCUCUACUGUCCUAACAAAUAGCCUUGGCCGAGUAAAAGCCCGAUGUCAUGUAUGAGAACUGGUGAAAGGCUCAUUAUCUAGUUCCUUUCUGUUGUAUCUAAUUGAAUAUCAAUAAAGUUAAGAAUGGAAAUGGGGUUUGAAAACAUUUCUAUAAAACGAAGUGUUGUUCGGGGCAAAGGGACAGAAGGGGAAAUUAUACUGUCCACUAGUGUUGUAAUCAUACUGAUGAUAACGGACACUAAAGGAUAAGUGGGGAUGCUCUGCUGAAAGGGUAGAAAAAGGAAGGGAUUUAAUUGAAUGGACCGUGUGGGUUCUGGUCCCCUUUGGUUGUAGGGGAAGAACAUCUUUUGAAGACUGAAACUAGGGAUCCAGGAAAGGGGAACACGUUAGGAAUAAAAAAAUAGCUGGUGGGUAUUAUUUCUGAGUAUUGCAGGCAAGCGGCAGAAGGAAUACCGUGAGUUUGAGUUUGAUCAAGUAGGAAACGGAAGCUUUUCUGUUAUGAAGCUAUAAUUGCAUAUUUCAGUGGCAAUUGUGUCGAGGAAAAACUGUGUGUGUUUAAAAUUGACAUGCGGGCAGGAGAAGAUAUGAUGAUGUCAUGGCCUAAGCCUUCUGAUCAUGAAGAAAUAGUGACAUCCCUCUUUAAGGCAGAUGAUAUCGUCAGUGGGUACUUAUGAAGAUGAUUUGGCUCUGGAAAUAGGUUUGGCACCCUGCUUGUUGACCUAUGCUUGUGAGGUCUUUUAAGGUUUUGGAAUGCUGUCAAGGCUCCCUGCAGAAGUUGAACUCUGGACUUUGUCUCCUUCUCCAUCGAUAUAUAAUUUUUUUCUCCCCUAUUCUAUGUUACAAUCUCUUCAUUUGAUGACAUUAUUUUAUUAACAAGUAAUUAAAGAAUGCAGGUUUAGAGUUCUACGAUAAUUUUUCGCUUUUUUUAAUCUGCUUGAUGUGACCUUGUCGUCUAUUAGUUAGACCUAAUGCCUCCCUAUCAACUUUCAGUCAUAAGAAUCUUGACAUUCACUGUUAACUUUCAGUUUCUUAAUUCUCUUUUAUUUAGCUUCAACAACUUUUCUCUUUACUGCGGUUUUUUUUUUCUGAUUUUUGUUUAAGGAAUCAGGGUUUUUUCUUCUUUUGCAAUUACUACAUAACGAUAUUUAUGGAGAGGUUGGCGUGGAGUCAAGGAGAUCCAUCAAUUAGAGUCCUUAUUGUGUCACUUUAGUGUAUCUUAGUAGAUAAAGGACCUCAUGGACACAAAGGAUGGUGAUCCGCAAGCUAUUGGCUAAACCUGUCACUUCCAGGGGAUUUGGCUCGUCUUCUUGUAGGAUCUCCAGGUCAUCGAAUCAGAUGCUGACUUCGGUUUGAUGAUGAUAAGCACUUUAUUAAAGCCCUGGCAUUACCUUGGCCCUAAUAUUCCACUGAUCAUAAAAUCGUUCCUAUGGGACGAACUGAAUGAACUCCUAGCGGAUCCAGUCUCCUGUUGGUUUUCAAAUGUGUCGUAGAUGUCCAACUAAUAAUAAUUGGAUCUCUGUCUCAAUCAUGAAGAGGUGCAUAUUAGUAACCGUGCCCAUGAUUUGAUGUAAUUUAUUCUAGAAUGAGAACAUGUAGAUAUGCAUGUAAUUAUUUAUUUUUCAUGUCUGUCUAUGUAUGAGACUAUUUCAAGGCGGUCGUUACUUCUUUUGAAGUCCUCGUUAUUUAUUUUAACUUUUUGACGAUGAGAAAUUUUGCUGAAAUGAAGUCUGAUAAAUCACUUACUUUUUUUGCUCGACACGUAUGGUUCAUUUCUUCUGAAACGUGUCAUUGCUCUUUCAGAACGUUCGUUGCACCUCUCGAGAGGCUUAAGCUGGAGUAUAUAGUUCGUGGCGAGCAAAGGAAUUUAUUUGAUCUCAUCAAGACUAUUGCAACUUCUCAGGGUCUCAGGGGCUUUUGGAAAGGGAAUUUCGUGAACAUUCUUCGCACCGCACCAUUCAAGGCAGUUAAUUUCUAUGCAUAUGACACGUAUAGGAAACGUCUCCUUAAAAUGUCUGGGAAUGAAGAAGCCACAAACUUUGAGCGUUUUGUUGCUGGUGCUGCAGCGGGCAUUACAGCUACCAUACUAUGCAUACCAAUGGACACGGUACUUUGUCUCUUUAGAUCUGAUAACUCUUUGGACAUUAGAAAAUGCUGAUUAUUCUUUUUGGCUGUCACAUGUUCAGCCUACGGACCCAGAUCUUGUUUUUCUCACUUAACUCCUUCCUGAUCUUUAUUGUGUGGUUUAAAGUUGGCGUUGCAGCGUUGGUUUUACAUUGAGGAAAAUAUACGACCUCUGAAUAUUCUGAUCGAAUGUAUUUGAUGGAUCCCUACGAAUUUUUUUCUAUUCCAUGCAUUUUAGAUUAAAUCAUGUUCCCUGAUCAUUGGCACGCCUGAAUCUGAAUUUCUUAUACAUCAGAAUUCUGGAUGAAUCACAAUUUAGAAUAGAUUUAUGUGCCAUUCAUUUGGUUUGGUACUUCGAGUCUCGUGGUUUGAUUGCCGGAGUGGUGUCUGUUGAGACAGAAUGCUCUUUAGUUUCCGCAUUUAGACUAAUACCACUGGACUUGGUCAAAUUAAUGGUCUCUCUCUCUGUCUCUCUGUCUCUCUCUGUUUUCGUACUCCUGUAGACAUGACAUGCCAUAUUCGUCGAUCAUACAACCCCCUCUCUCUGUCCUCAAUAAAUUUACUCGUUGAGUUUCAUCAUUCAUCCUCAUCCUGCACUUUUAGCUCUUAUUCUCAUAUUUUUGUUUUGUCAUUCAAAAUCAAUUUGGAGCGUCAACUCAGAUUCGAACAAAGAUGGUGGCACCUGGAGGCGAGGCUCUGGGAGGGGUGGUCGGUGUUUUCUGCCACAUGGUCCAGACCGAGGGGUUCUUCUCUCUCUACAAGGGCUUGGUGCCCUCCAUCAUCAGCAUGGCUCCAUCCGGGGCUGUCUUCUACGGGGUCUACGACAUACUAAAGUCGACAUACCUGCACUCCCCCGAAGGGAUGAAGAGGCUGUCUUCGAUGAAGGACCGGGAAGGGGAGGAGCUGAAUGCGCUGGACCAGUUGGAGCUGGGGACUGUGCGGACGCUCCUUUAUGGCGCCAUUGCCGGCUGCUGUGCUGAGGCUGCCACCUACCCUUUUGAGGUGGUCAGGAGGCACCUGCAGAUGCAGGUCCAGGCGACGAAACUCAAUGCCUUUGCCACAUGUGCGAAGAUCGUCGAGCAGGGUGGCGUCCCCGCACUCUAUGCUGGGUUGAUUCCCAGCUUGCUGCAGGUAUCCUGCUUUUCUUCGAUCCUCCACUUCUUUUAUAUCACGUCUGUGGUUACUUUCUCUGUGAUCAUGAACAGAAGUAGAGAUUUCUUUUGCCUUUAAGGUAGUAUCUUGAUUUGCGGAUUUUUCUUUUACUCGGUUGUUUUUUCUAUGCAAUGUUCUUUACCUUCAUCUAGUUUAGCAACAUAGUGCUGGGGACGGAUAUUUUCUUGAAAAAGAAUUUGAGAUGCAAACACUGUUUUUAGGGGUUUCUAGUGGAUUUUAUUUAUGGUUAUGAAUUUAGCUUCAAGGGGGUAAAUUGGAACUUGUUCAUUCACUCUCUGGAUCGCCCAAUUUCGAUAUGAAUCGGUCAUGGAAAGCCUGGUUUGAGGGGGAUGUGGGAUGCCCCCCCAUCUCUCUCUCUCUCUCUCUCUCUCUGUCUGGAAAUCCUAGACCAAGGAGGUAGUCUUCUACUACUAGUUCGGAUAUGGAAAAAGGGGAGGGGACUGAGUUCCUUCUCUAUUUCACUGAAAUGAAAGUGGGGGUCAUGGCUCAUGCUCAUAUCUUGACUUCAUUGUGAGUGUUUUCAGCUCUAGUUUUUUUUUAUUUUUUUUUGACCAACUGGCGUUCUCCUUCUCCAUCCUACGAUCACCAAGAAAUCUCGUUAAUGAAAAAUUUCCUUUCUGCCUCAUACCUUGCUGUUAAUACCCAUCUGCAGCUUCUCAUCACACACACACUCUCUCUCUCUCUCGCAGGUUCUGCCAUCUGCGGCCAUCAGCUACUUUGUGUAUGAGUUCAUGAAGAUCGUCCUCAAAGUGAAUUGA